Lathyrus oleraceus (garden pea) is the source of this 3848-nucleotide messenger RNA. RefSeq names its product pentatricopeptide repeat-containing protein At5g06540. The transcript is spliced from 4 exons. NCBI's taxonomy places the organism in Eukaryota, Viridiplantae, Streptophyta, Magnoliopsida, Fabales, Fabaceae. The record is from RefSeq and is a predicted model, not a curated record. Gene Ontology annotation, biological process: RNA modification. The coding region runs from base 90 to 1511 and encodes 473 amino acids. Gene Ontology annotation, molecular function: RNA binding; protein binding.
AGAAGUCUAGUUAUAGGACAAAAAACUUAAUGUAGUGUUUGUGUUUGUUUACAUUUUACAUAACACUGCACUAACGAUUGUUGUCAUCAAUGAGCACGACUGCUUCAAAUGUUGCCGCCAAAACUGCAAUCCUUCUUAAACAUCGCACCCUUUCAACUGUUACGUUCUCUCCUCCUUCCCUAACAUUCCUCGCCGACAAUUCCACCACCAUAGAACACCUCAAACAGGUUCACGCCCAAAUGAUCGUUUCAUCUCGCAUCAACGAUGAUUUCGCUGCAAGCCGUUUAUUCUCCUCAUUCGCACUUUCCCCUUUUGGAAACCUCACUCACGCUUCCAGAAUCUUCUCUUCUAUACACAAACCCAAUUCCUUCAUGUGGAACACUCUCAUCCGCGCCCAACAACAUCCCCACAAUUCUAUCUCCCUUUACAUCUCUAUGCGUACACUUGGUGUCUUGCCAGGUAAACACACUUUUCCUUUUCUCCUCAAAGCUUGUUCUUCACUCUCCAAUCCCUUGCUACCUUGUAAACAGGUCCACACACACGUGCUUAAAUUCGGGCUCGACUUAGAUUCUCACGUCGCUAACGGUUUGGUGCGAGGUUAUUCUGUUUCUGGUGAUUUGGUUGAUGCCCGUCAUGUGUUUGAUGAAAUUCUGAUGAAAAAUUUGAGUCUUUGGACCACCAUGAUUUGUGGGUAUGCUCAGAAUUUUUGUCACAACGAGGCUUUGGAUCUUUUCGAGGGGAUGAUUGCUCUUGGGUUUGAGCCUAAUGGUGCUACCUUGGCUUCAGUAUUGUCGGCUUGUGCGCGGUCUGGAUGUCUCGAGCUUGGGGAAAGGAUUCAUGAGUUUAUGAGAGUGAAAGGGGUUGAAGUGGGCGUUAUUCUUGGGACGGCAUUGGUUUAUAUGUACGCCAAGAAUGGGUCAAUUUUGACCGCAAGGAAGUUGUUUGAUGAAAUGCUUGAGAGGAAUGUUGUUACUUGGAAUGCUAUGAUAUGCGGUUUAGCUUCUCAUGGACACGUUGAAGAUGCUAUUAGUUUAUUUGAGAGUAUGAAAAAGGAUGGGGUUGUUGUUCCUAAUGAUGUUACAUUCAUUGGGGUUUUAUCUGCGUGUUGUCAUGCAGGUUUGAUUGGUGUCGGUCGCGAAGUGUUUUGCUCAAUGAAGGAUGUGCAUGGAAUUGAACCGAAGAUUGAGCACUAUGGGUGCAUGGUUGAUCUUCUUGGGAGAGGAGGUAAGUUGUUGGAGGCAGAGGAAAUGAUAAAAAGGAUGCCGUGGAAACCUGAUGUGGUUAUUUUGGGAUCUUUGCUGGCAGCUAGCAAGAAUAAUGGAAACACUGAGGUUGCUGAAAGAGUAGUGAAAGAAAUUCUUACUCUAGAACCUCAUAAUCAUGGAGCUCGUGUUGCUUUGUCGAACAUGUACGCAGAGGCUGGACAAUGGCAAGAAGUUUUGAGACUGAGGAAGACGAUGAAAGAAGAGAAACUCAAGAAAGCUCCAGGAUGGAGUCUUGUUGCCACUUAAUUGACUUUCUGACAUGGCUUGUAUGUGGCAGAUACUUAUCAUAUUUGGAGAAGAGUUGAAUAUUUGAUUGUUACAAAAAAGGUGAGGGAUUGAUUUAGUAUCAUCUAAACUUACUCAAUGCAACUAUAAACUGAUUUAAACAUCUUGCUCAACCAUUUCCGCGGUUCCGUAAAUAGUUAAGGUGCUUACUGAAGAAAUGGUUCUACUCUGUUUCUUUAUAAAUGAAGUUGUAUCCUAACAAUUUGGCAAGUGACCGAUUUUUCCUUCACUGUUGCAUGCAAAUAAUUGUUUUGCUGGAGUCCAACGGUCAUUUAUGCAAAAGCAGUUGAUAAGUGCCCCUUCUGUCAGCUGAGGAAUUCACGAGGUUGCCAUUGCUAAUCAAUCCCCAAUUUUGCCUGCAAUUGAUGGACCUGUGUUUCUGCAGCAUAUAUGCAGAUACUCUUGUGUGUCAAACACCAACCCUGUGAGACCUCAAGCCACCACAUUGACAUUGUUUCCCUUCGGUUACUUUUGCUUACUAUAUGGGUGUUGGUAUAUCUGAAUUGAAUUUCCACUGUUCUGAAAAUAGUUAAGGUGCUUACUGAAGAAGUGGUUCCACACUGCGCUUUAUGAUGAAGUUGUAUCCUAACAAUUCGGCAAGUGACCGAUUUUUCCUUUUGCUGUUGCAAGCACAUAAUUAUGUUGCUGGAGCCCAACGGUUAUUUAUACAAAAGCAGUUAUAUGUCAAUGAUACUAGUACUACAUGUUGAAGCCCCUUCUGUCAGCUUAGAAACUCACGGGGUUGCCAUUGCUAAUCAUUCCUCAGUUCUGCCUGCAAUUGAUGGGCCUAAAGUAUAAUUCUUAAAAACUUUAUCAGCAUAUAUGCAGAUACUCAGUGAAGCAACAUUAUAAUAUGAAAGCAUGAAAGAGCUACAUUAAUCAAUUGAGUAGAUGAGAUGGAAUUAGAAAUUGGCAUGCUGUCUCUUAGUUCAGCAGAUAUAUCAGAGUUCAAUCCUUGUCUUAGCUUGUGAUUAUUGACAUGCAUCUUCUCAAUGUUGCAGACCCGAUUUUUCUGGUUUUGCUGGUGGAGGAGACAUGGGGUUUCUGAUUUCAUUUCAUGCUGUCAAUUAUUUUGGUUAUCUAUUUAUUGAUGCUUUGUAUUUGAACUAUUAAAGUCCUCAUGAGUUUGUUUUGAUCUGAAAUGGGGCUGGGUCUUGAUAUGGUUGCAUAUAGGAGCUUGUGGAACACUACAAAUGAAGAGUUUUUAGGGUUUCCAUUCAAUUUAAUGUUUCAGAUGGGCUUGAUUGAUUGGUAUUUAUCUCUAUGUUGGUUUGUACAUUUAAGGUCUUGUGAUGUGAGUGGUGAUUGAGCUGUCAGCUGCUCAUGGAUUACUGCUUUAUUUGUGGGCUGUGAUAGGGAAGAUUUUGACGUUGCACCCCACACUUUGAAGUGACCAGGUGUAUUCUUUAUCCCUAUCAAUGCUACAUCCACUAAAUCAGUUAUGUUUUUGCUAUAACGGUUAUUUGGUCACUCAUAUUAUAUGUACUUGUUUAGAUAAGUAUCGUUGAAUGGUCAUUUAGGAGAAUUUGUUUUAGAGUCGUGUUCGAUCUGAAUAUUAGUUUGAAUUUCAAGGAUUGUGACGAGCCAUCGUUGGUGUGCGACUUCAUAAGAUAAACUAUUACAGAAAGGAGCCUGCUGAGUUUCUGGACAUAAGGAUGAAGGAUCAUAUCACAGCAAAUUCUACCUUCACAAUCUCUUGGACCAUUAAAUAUUCUCAAGAAUUUGAAAAGGAGUCAAAUAGGAAAUUUGUCUGGUACCCUCUUAUUCCUACUCCCUUCAAUGAAGGAGAAUCAGGUAAUAUUAACGGUGAUUGAAAUUUAAUGACAGCAGUAUCCCCAAGAAAAGAAAACCUUAAGUCAAAUAUCCGAAUUAUACACAAUUGUCUAUUCAAACACUAGUUGUUUUCCAAUAAAACGCUGCAAGCUUGAGCUACAGUGGGUGUAUAUAAAACAAGAUUAACUUAGAUUUGACUAUUGAUGGCCUGUAACAUAUAGGUACGAGACAUAUUUCAUGUACAAGCAAGCUCAUAGAUGAAAAGAGAUUCAUGUUGAUAAAAAUAAAAGUGAAGUGAAUAUAGUGAUAGAAUGCCAAUUAAUAUAGCUGUUUUAUUAUAUUGUAUAGGAUUCCAAUUGCAUUAUUGUUGACAUUUAUUUAGACAAACAGGUUCACCACAUUAUAAUCUAGAGAGUGGAUUUCACCAUGUUAAACUCCAAACUUGAUCUUUCUAGAACUCGGAAAAGCAUGACGUGGACUUGGUGCGGGAAAAUCAUGGUUUGAUGUUUGUGGAAGUGGGAUAUU